UGUAUUACAUAGCAGUAGCCAAUACAAGUAAAGUUUGAGCAGAAAUACUCAAAUGAUUUGAUAGGCAGUUAUUAUUUAACUGACCAGACUGGUGUUGACACAGGAACCAUUACCAGACCAGGCCCAGACAUUCUGGCUACAGUGGGUUGAGGCCGCGUUCCCUCAUCUCGACUCUCGCGCCUACUUCCUGCCUCCUGUCUACGUCAACCGCGUGGCCAUGACUAGACAGUCAGCUGCUGGUCAGGAGGUUCUCGUCCUACAGUCAGGUCAGUUAGGUCAGUCAGGUCAGUCAGGUUAGACAGCGAUGUCAUCAGCUGCUGCUUCCAUUCCUCAGCCACCACGCGUGCAGGACAGUGACAUCAGAGACGAUGCAGCCAUGCAACGGGUGCUCUACUGUCUCCAGAAACUGUGUGAAGACAACAAAGAAGUCAUGGUUGGACUGACUCAGCUUCAGUUCGGCGACUACCUGGGGGAACCUUGUUACACUGCUGCAGCUGCACAGCUCCCCCUACCGGCCAACCUCCCAUCUGCUCUGCCACCCGACUGGAAACAAGGCGACUUUGAUGUGCUUCUCAUUCACCGACAUUUCGGUUUAGUCACGUGCGAGGUGAAGGCGUUUGGUGACAACACACAGGCACUGAAUAUGUCGAAAGACGAUAAAGACAAAAACAUCAGAAAGAAGCUGACGGAGGCCAUGUCACAGCUGGACAAGGCGGAGGCCAUGUUGUCUCACCUGGUGUCUGACAUCGCUCCCGGUCUGCCCGUCACUAAGGUCAUCGCCUUCCCCAACCUCACGACUGAUGAAGUUCAACAGGCCAUUUCCGGCGACCCCCAGCUGACUCAGGACCUGUGUCGGUGUCUGGGAGCAAAUGAUCCCUCCAACAUCCGAGGUCUGUGUCUGUGCUGUGAUCAGUUGUCUGACCCCAAGACCCCGUAUGACGUCAGCGGUCCGGUGGCGCAACGGUUAGCGCUGUUAGCAUGUGACAUCAGUGCUCACGCCACUGUUGUCGUCAGAGAAAUCGUCAACUGA
Messenger RNA from Pomacea canaliculata, 1030 nucleotides. RefSeq lists its product as uncharacterized. The coding region runs from base 305 to 1030 and encodes 241 amino acids. NCBI's taxonomy places the organism in Eukaryota, Metazoa, Mollusca, Gastropoda, Architaenioglossa, Ampullariidae. The record is from RefSeq and is a predicted model, not a curated record. The transcript has 3 exons.